Molecule: messenger RNA, 14289 nt
Organism: Diabrotica virgifera virgifera (western corn rootworm)
Lineage: Eukaryota; Metazoa; Arthropoda; Insecta; Coleoptera; Chrysomelidae
Gene: AdamTS-A
Product: A disintegrin and metalloproteinase with thrombospondin motifs 9
Exons: 34
Coding region: 462-5783 (1773 amino acids)
Biological process (GO): proteolysis; extracellular matrix organization
Cellular component (GO): extracellular matrix
Molecular function (GO): zinc ion binding; metalloendopeptidase activity
Source: RefSeq, a predicted model, not a curated record
AGUUAGUUAGUCGCCAACAGUCUGACAGGAGCUACUUCGCGCGUCUGCCUCUUCAACUUCACGUCUCGUGUCGUGGUGUGAAUGUGAAAUUGAAACAUUUGGAACUGCAUAGCGCGGUCUACCGGUGUUUUUUCCGUUCACGGUGGAUUUUUUUCGAGAAAAAAUUCAUUCGCUAAGACAGUUUUCGAGGAGGACUUGUUGUGGUUUAGACGAGUGAAGUGCCCAAUUUGGACGAUUUGGUGACGGAUAUUCUUGAUAAUGUUCCAUCUUGCCAUGCACCUUUGAGCCCAGAUCUAGCUAACAAUCAAUUUCGUCAGAAAAAAAUGAUACCGACGUAUAUCUCCAGAAAAGGUUGUUAUUGGGACUUCAGAGAUUUAAAUUUGUUCAUUUCGUGAAGUCGAAAUUUUCUCAAUAAUUUAGUACUUUUUUACUUAUCGAGUUACUUUGGUGACGUAUUAGCGAUGACUAAACGCUUCUUAAAGAAACAAGUAUUAGCUAGCUGCGCCAUAUUGGUGCUGGGUGCAAUAAUAAUCUUCGUUUGGGUGGAAUUCAGCCAGGGUGCAUUUAGGGAAAAAACAGAGUCCGCUUCUGUAGUCAACUUCACCUCGACUAUGUCGUUUCACAACAGCGAGAUACAGAGCACUACAAAACACAAAGAGUUUAUCGAGAAGACACAUCUAGAGGACUUUGAGACAGACGAUGUGGAGUUCGUAAAACCUCUGAAAAUAAGUAAUCCCGCUGAUGGAUCACCCAAUAGUAAGCAAGAAAGUGGAACUAACAGUGGUCAUUUUCGACCAAAACAAGCAGAAAGCUGGGAUCUUCAUCCGGUGUAUGAAAUCAAAGCAUUUGACAAAACUCUCUUCCUGGAACUGCAUCACCACAACAAGUUUAUGUCUCCAAACUUACAUAUUGCCACACACUUCAAGAAUAAUUUUACUCAAAGAACGCGGCAUGAUCCUCGUAUAUCUGGGUGCAUCUACGAGGGACACAUUAGAGGAGACAAAAGUUCCUACGUGGCUGUAUCGCUUUGUAGUGGAAUGACUGGAGUCAUAAAGGCGACUGACCACAGUUAUUACAUAGAACCAGCUGAGGAAUACGUAGAAGGAUCAACCACUAGUUUAAUCCAUAGGAUGAAGCGGUUACCUCACCCAACCAGAAAGAUGAAUGACGUGAAUUCUGACAUCAUGGAGUUUAAUGAAAAUGAUGAAAACAAAACCAUAAUCGAGGACGAUUUCUAUCAAGAAACAGAAUAUAUCGCAAAAGACCAUCGCAUUAGAAGACGAUCUUUAAGCUCCUAUGAACCAGACUCUGAAAUUGAAAUCGAAGGAACUUGUGACAUGCUUAAAGAAACGAUUUGGAGAAGUCCAGCCGAUGUUUUAAAGGAUGCAGCACGACCAAGAAGAAAUGCAGAAUGGAACAGCAUCUAUAGAAUGAGCAACGAAAGCUACGUCAAGGUUUUAGUGGUAGCAGAUGGUAGCAUGCUUAAGUAUCAUACCAACAGCAACGAGUUGACCGUUUACAUCCUCACGUUGAUGUCACAUGUUUCGUUUUUGUUUAAAGAAGAGACUGUUGGCAACCCGAUAUCUAUAUCUGUGGUAGAUAUAGAUAUACUUAAUACGAAUGAUUUUUCAAACUCAAAUUCUUCAGGCAUGUUACUUAAAUUUUGUGACUGGACUAAACGCCACGCUAAGGAUAGAAUACAUAACGUAGCAGUAUUGUUAACAAGGGACACCAUAUGCAGAAACGAAUCUGCUCCACAACAUUGUACAACAUUAGGUGUUGCAGAACUGAAUUCAAUGUGCCAAUCAGGAUGUGCCAUAGUUAAGGACAAAGGAUUAGCUACAUCGUAUACUAUAGCUCACGAAAUAGGUCAUAUUUUAAGUAUGCCCCACGACGAAGAUAAAAAGUGCGAAAGGUUCAACAAGCACAUCAGUAUUACAAAUAUUAUGAGCAAGAGUUUUAAAAAAGACACCAAACCGUUUACUUGGUCGCCGUGUUCGAGAUACUUCAUCACGGAGUUUUUAGAUUCUGAACGCUCUACCUGCUUAAGACGACCGCCAGUGAACAACUAUUUACCAACAUAUCAUUACACAGAUACUUUACCGGGCGAUAAAUUUGAUCUGGACACUCAAUGCGAACUUGAGUUUGGACCUGGGAGAAAAGUGUGCCUCUCUGGAGUACCAUCUGCUCCGUGUGAACAUUUAUAUUGCAGCGCAAAUAACACCGAGUAUGCUUGUACAUCCACGUUUUCACCCUGGGCUGACGGUACUAGAUGCGGAGAUAGCAAAGUAUGUUUCAAUGGAGAAUGCAGGUACGAGUACGAACUUGUUCCAGUCAAUGGAGGUUGGGGACCGUGGAAAGAAUACGGGCCUUGUAGUAGAACAUGCGGUGGAGGAGUGAGGGCAUCUCAGCGGUACUGUAACUCCCCUAAACCACUCAAUGGGGGACAGUACUGUAUUGGAGAAAACGUCAGAUAUGAAUCGUGCAAUAUACAGGAUUGUGAUAUCAACAGUUUAGAAUUUCGAGCUUUCCAAUGCCAAGAAUUCAACAACAAAUCAGACGAUAUAAUCAACUCCAGUGUUCCAAUCUACUGGUUUCCUGAUUAUAACAUCGAACUACAUGAAGAUCAGUGCAGGCUGUUCUGUAUUCCCAAUAAGGUGAAACCAAGCUAUAGACUGCAAGAUAAAGUACAAGAUGGAACGAAAUGUGGACCGUCUGGAUUUGGAAUCUGCGUCAACGGUAUCUGUAAGCCAGGUGGUUGUGAUAAUGUGCUGGACUCCACUGUGGACUUAGAUGAUUGUGGCAUAUGUGGGGGAGAUAAUAGUCGGUGUCAAGAGAUCAGUGGAGCUUAUAACAAACCAGCAGAAACCAUUGGCUACAAUCGGGUGGUAAGGAUACCAAAGGGAAGUUCAAAUGUUAACAUCACUCAAGACUCUUACCCCUACGUUGAUGACAACUAUUUAGUGUUACUGGAUGGAGAAACCGGGGAAUCCCUUCUGAAUGGUAACUUCAUGGCAAACAGAGACAGCGUGGACAUCAUCUUCGCCAACAUCAAGCUCAAGUACAGCGGCUCAAACACUUCUGUGGAAUGGAUCAACAGCGAGACGAACAAAAAGCUGCCGAAGGAUCUGGUGGUCAAAGUUCUGUCCAUGCAGAGUUUGUCGCCACCCAAUAUUCAUUAUAGAUAUGUUAUCGACGUCAAGGAAGCGCCCAGGUAUCCAAGAUAUCAUUACGGUAGCAACAGGGGAUUUGUAAGAAGUUAUGGAUGGCAGCUGACGCAGAACCAAGUAUGGACCAAGUGCGACUCCAUCUGCGAAGGAAAGCAGUACAGGAUACCAAUAUGCAUCGAUCUCACCACUCAAGCUGAAGUCCCGAAAACUUUUUGUGACAAUAUGGACGACAGUCAAAUACAAACGAAGGAAUGCAACACACAUUGUCAGCUGAGUUGGAAUAUCGCUUCCAAGAGUGCUUGUUCGCCUCAGUGUGGAAAGGGAAUCCGUCACAUCUACUACAAUUGUCUGAAAAUGUACAAGAAAAAAUCAGGGUACAGUGAAAACGUCAACGACAGACAUUGCACGAAAUUGGGGAGCCCUCCAGCAAUGGAGAAUUGCAAUACUAUUUGCAAUUCUACGAGAUGGCAUUACUCGCAGUGGUCAGAAUGCAGCAAGACUUGUGGCGGCGGCCUACAGAAGAGAACUGCGAAAUGUGUCGAUGACAGAUACACACCUAUAGAUGAUUCUUAUUGCAACAAUAGCGAGAAGAUUAUAGAACAGAUAUGUAAUACUGAGAACUGUCCCGUUUGGACUUUGGCAGACCAAUCACCUUGUUCAGCCCCUUGCGGUGGCGGCUACAAAAACUUGACGUACUACUGCGUCUUGGACGGUAGGAUUCACGACAAUCACGACUGUGAUGUAAGUAUGAGACCACCGGACACAGAACGAUGCAACGAACAGGCAUGCGGCCGUUGGGCACCUCUCAACGACUAUCAUUCCUGUUCCGUGACGUGCGGAGAGGGGAUCGAAAGGAGGCAGUUCGUCUGCAUGAAGUUCGACUCCACCGAGCGCUUGAACGAAGAGUACUGUAGGGAGUUGGUGAUUCCCACGGAGACCAGGCCGUGUUAUCGGCCCAAGUGUGAGAUCAUCUCACUCUACAAAAGGAGAAACUCAGUCACUAAUACCAACGCCAUCAUUCCAGAACCUUUCCACAUGUAUAACACCUACAAAUGGGUUCCCGAAAAUUGGUCAACGUGUUCAGAAACUUGCGGCGAAGGUGGAAGAAGAAAACAACAGUUCAGAUGCUUGAACGAUGCAGGACAGGAAAAUUACCAUAUGUGUGAACGAAGUUUGAAGCCUAACGUAUUUGCGGCUUGCAACCAGUUUGCUUGUCCUCGAUGGGUGACGGGAGAUUGGAGUCCCAACUGUGAUGCCAACUGCGAAAGGUAUAGAGCUGUCAGAUGUGCUGAUCACUCAGGUAAGGCCGUAGCAGACUCUCAGUGUGACUCCAGCAGAAAACCGGAACAUCUCACCAAGUGCAGACUUUCAGAAUGCCCCUACAUAACCAACUCGGUAUCCAGACGAUACUUCGAUUCUUCGGAAAAGGGCGAGAAACGGUAUAGGUGGAAGAUGGGACCUUGGAAGCCAUGCUCCAACAAAUGCGGUAAAGGUAACAGAAGGCGACACAUCGAGUGCGAAGACUCACUAAACGAGAUCACCGUGGUCGAUACGUUGUGCAGACAUUUGAAAAAGCCGAGAGCGACCAGACCGUGCGAAAGGUACAGCUGCAAAUUCGCCUGGACCGAGGGGUAUUGGUCGGCUUGUUCUGCUUCCUGCGGCACCGGUGUGAAGAAGAGGAAUGUCACUUGUCACCGAGUCUACAAAGGAGGUGCCAUAGAUCCCAUACCGCUACCAGAUCUGUACCAAAACAAGAUUCAUCACCAGAACUAUUGCUCCGUGUACAACAAGCCACCGGUUACGGCCAAAUGCAUUUUGUCUCAAUGUGGGGAUCAAUAUAUUUGGAGACCGGGACCAUGGAAACAGUGUUCACACGCUUGCGGUAGAAGAGGUAGGCAAGUUCGAGCCAUCCCUUGCGUGAACGUAUGGACCCACCAGAGAGUACCCAGAUCCUAUUGCCGCGCCAACUUGAAACCGCCCAGAAAAAGAAAAUGCAACCAAUGGAGGUGCCUAUAUAAGAGUUGCAAGGAGCUAAAACACGCGACAGGAACGAAGGAAAAUAAAGAUUAUAUUAUAUCUGUACUGGGACGACCUGUUAACAUCCACUGCUAUAAAAUGGAUACGCCUGAACCGUUGGAAUAUAUAAGCUUGCAUCCUGAUAGUAUGAAUUUUGCGGAACUUUAUGAUAAGAGGUUAACGGAUGUGAGAUCCUGCCCGAAUGGAGGUCAACGAGACGACAGCUGUCAAUGUGACAAUUUGGGCCCCGAACGAUCAGGAGCAACAAAGUUCUGGAAAGUCAGACUGAACAUCACGUCUCUGCGAAUCAUCAAUGAUGAUUUUACUUUCUCGAAGCAGCUGCGAGGAAGAAGAGUACCUUACGGUACCGCCGGAGAUUGUUAUAGUUCCUCGACCAACUGCCCCCAAGGAAGAUUCGAGGUUGAUUUGACGCAUACGUCAUUCAGGUUGGUCAGCAGUGUGAGAUGGGAGAAAGUGGGGCCUUACGCUUCGGCUGAGAUACGAAGAUCUGACACAACUGCAUCUGGCCAAUGCGGAGGAUACUGUGGUCAAUGUGUUCCAGAUCCCAGUAUAGGUCUGGCCGUGGAAAUCACUUAGAUCAUUCAACCGUCGCACUGUGUUCAUGAGAGGCAAAGACCAAAAACCUAACACCAAGUCCAAGAAGGUUGUAAUACACAGAAAUUGGAUCCCAAUUAGCGGUGGAUGUACAAAAAGCUUUUGUCUUUUCUAACUUGACACGAUACAAAAAGAACUGACAUUUGAGAUGAUGGUCACUAGCUUUUGUCUCGUUUUUUUUAGUUGAGAAAGUUAUGAGCAAUAUACAUUAUACAUUUUUCUAUAAUGCAAUAUAUAGUGAUCUAUUUUAAUAGUUGAAACAGAAAAUCUCUGGCUAUAAAUAGCAGGAAAACAAUUAUUUUAUUGCAAAUUCGUUUCUAAGAAAUUAAAAAUUAAAUAUCAAAAUCAAAAAUACCCAACAUUACGUUGUAACUAAUCGAGCUACAUCAUUUUUACCCAACAAUCUUCAAAAAAAGUUGUUACAGAAAUAAACAAUCUCAGAACAGUUUUAAAAUAACGUAUUUCUUAAAGCACUGCAGAGAUCUUGCACCUUUUUUUGGAUUAUUUUCAACCAAUCAUUACCCAUACCAAUCAAAACAAAGUUAUAGAAAUUAAUGAAAAAGAAACAAUCUAAAACAAUUUUUAGAUAAAUAUUUCCCGAAAUGGCAACUAGAAAAUUAAGUAAUAUAAACUGGGAAAAAUAUGUAAUUAUGAUUAGUCAAAACUAUAAAAAGAAGAGAGUGAAACAGAAUAAAACAUUUUUAAAAAUUAUCGGAAACAUCGGAAACUACCCGGCUCCGAAGGACCAUGAAAAAUGGUUGGAGUCUAAGAACUAUGCGAAAAAUUAAAAGGACUAUUAAAAUAUAUGCACAUCCAUCAAAAGUCUAUAAAAUAUAUGCGGAAAAUUAGACAUAUGCAAAGAAUUUGUAUGUAUUAAGACAUUUACAAAUAUGAGAAGUAUUUCUGUCAUUUUAUACUUGUUUUACCUUUGUUCUACCUUUGUUUUUAAUAAUAUUAUGUGCCAUAUCGUUAGAGACAAAAGCUAGACGAACUCUCUAAUUGGCUGCUAUAUUUUCUGUCAGCGUAAAGCAACGUAACACACCGCUUCAAGAAUGGUAUCAACCGAGAAGACUUCUAUCGUAUUAUAAAUACAUACAGGGUAUAUCAAUUAUACAAAACCUGUAACAAUUCACUACAAUUAAAAAUAUAUUUUUGUAGGUUAGAAGUUUUUGAUUUACCCUGUAUAAUUGCACAGUAUUGUAGUAUUAAAAACCCGCGCGAAAAAAUAAUGAAUUAAGUAGGUUAAAAAACAACUGCCAUACCAAAACACUUCCUAAUUUUCAAGUCAAAUGGAUUUGUAAUUUGUUGUUUGAGUAAUAUUUUGUCAACUACCUAUCUUAAUGUUACGGUUUUAGGAAUGGUAAUAAAAUAAUUUUAGUGCAACCAGGCGGCCAUAUUUAAGGAGUUUUUAAGGUUUUUUCGUUAGUAGCAUCCCCAUCUUUACACUAGAUGAAUCCGAUGUGAACAAAUUCGGCUCAAAACUCUUUUGGGGGCCAUUUUCUUUUUUUUUCCUCUUUCCUUGCAAUCGUAUUUUCUUCUAUAGGGAGGUUUUCGACUCUUCACCCUUCCAAUAUAGUUUUUCUAUUUCUCUUCCCAUUUCUUCUAUUCCCAAAGAGCUUUAUAUUUCUUUGUUAUUUCCUUCUCUUCACAAGUGUUUAACCCUUCUAAACAGGGUUUCACAGAUACAGAAGAAUUAUUUCAUUUGUAGAAACGUUGGGCGAGCUGCGUUCACUCUACAUUUGAUCUCUUUACUUGGGUCUAGUUAGUCUGUAAUGUAGCAUCUCAGAAACUUAAAGUGAGUCACUCUCUCAAUGUUUUGUUGAUCUCUCUGUAGGGAAGCAUUGUUGUGAGGUUGGCUACUUUAUAUCACAAAUUUCGUCUUAGUAGCAUUCAUUUUUAGACCCAUUUCUCUUCCUUUCGUGUUUACGCAAUUAACAACUGUUAAAAGGAACUGGAGUUCACCAUAGAUUUUCACUCCAAACGCCAAAGAGUAGGUUCUUUCCUGUCUCGUUGCAUCCCUAGAGCUUCAUCCUUAUCUUAAGUGGUGUCUCUUUCUUCUCUUACUGUUUUCUCCACUUAUAACAUAGUAUCUUAUAUUUUCCUCUUCUUUCGAAGCGAAAAAAUAUCGUCUAAAUAGUUGUUGAUCGUUCUCUUGGUUUGUCCUCUAUCAAUUGUUCUCUGUCUGUAGUCAAAUGUAAUGUCUUCAAUUUGUUCUGAUCUAACUGGGUAAUUUGACCAAUAAAUUCCCCAUUGAACCCACAGAUCAAAAUUACAAACCUUCACUGCCUGCAAACGCCUGGGAAACAAAUACUAUCUAUGUUAAAUAAAAGUUUUGAGAGUAUCAUGACAAUUUUGUGAUUAAGUUGACGAAACAAAAACUGCCAUAUAUUUAUAGAUUAAUGUACAAUACGAUUAAAAUAAACUCAAUGCAUUUCUUCAAGACACUCUUCUUCUUCAUAUCAAAAUUACAAAUCCAUUUUUAGCAUUUUUGCCUCAUAUUGAGGCGAUGUAUUUUAAGUAUAGACCGCAAAAUACUUUUUAAAUAUAUUUGUAGCUAAGGGCAUAAAAAUCCUUGAACUAACAUUUGUAUUUCAACAAUUUUUAUUUGUGUAAAACUCCGCUUUCAGGUUUCUUGUCGGCGUAAUCUACAGGACAAAUCAAACGAACAAGAAAAAAAAAACGAUAUUUUACUGUUAUAGUGUGAGUAAAUUGGGCAUUAGACAAUUUUAUCGAGAAUGUCAAUCUCUAGAAGGCGUUUGACUUGUUCUGUAUUGCAAAUAGUAUAUUUAUUGCACAAAGUGUUUGUUUUACGUUAAAUAUCGAGAUUGUAUGAAGAUUUUGUGACGAAGACAGUAACAUUUUUUGAGUACACAACCUUGACAAUCUGGAUGAGACUGCAGACGGUACUACACACAUAUUUUUCUUUAACUGGAAGAAAAUAUUGCACUAUUACCGCAUUUAUGAACGGUUAACAUUAUAUAAGUUAAUAGAAAGGCUGAUCUCCACAAUAUAACCUAACAAUUUGGUAAAAGUGACACCAAAGACUAGAGCUUUGCAAAUAUAGAACUUUCUGCAAAUAUAGAAUCCGAAUUUCAGAGAAAACUAAAUAAUGUAUUAUGAUAUGAAAGAUUAUGAAAACUAAAACUUUCUGUGAAAAAUAUGAACAAAAUACCUGGAAACCUGGAUUUGACAUAGUGAUGGACACAGAAGAAAACGAACACAGAAGAAUUGCGAGAAAUGGGCCAGAAUACGUAAAAUAAACAUGUUCCGUCUGGUUUGGGAACGAUUAACUAAAAUAAAUGUAAACACAACAAACUUUCAAUAAUACAUAUAUUUAUUUUAAUCCCUACGGGUAAUGUUGACCUAUCCCGACGCCCGCUGGGGUGUGACUCCCGACAGGAGGUUGUGAAUCGACUGCCGUGGCUGAAACAAACCACAAACGCUAAUAUGUUUGUGUUUCUACCAUCUGGCCAGAAAGGCAAUAAAUUAUUUAGAUCUGGCGUUUAAAAGUUAAAACAUUUCUACAGAUUUAAGAAACGUCUUCGAAUGCAGCUCUCGGAAGUGAGUUAUUGACAUAAGGUCUGAUAAGGUAAUUAAUUUAUGGGGAAUUCAGUUUGUUAAACUAAACACACCAAAAACAUAAUGGUUAGGGAUACAUUUCGUUUCGUAAAACCGUGCCCUUCUUAGCAUCUGGUUUGUAUAUUAAAUGUGAAUGUUAUAUGACCUAUAUUAUUUCGUUUUGAGAAAAGUUAUUAAAAAUUAAAAUUAGCAAAAAUAGUAAUUAAAGCGUGUCGCCACAAACAUAAUAAAAAUAAGAAAGUUACAAUUUAUGGGAUACAUAAUGAGGGGACAGCGAUAUGAAAUGCUAAGACUGACAAUACAGGGAAAGAUAAGAGAAGGAAGGAGUAGGUAUAGGAAAAAGUGGCAUGGUUGAAAGAAAAAUUUAGGGGAUUGGUUAAAAUGCAGUUUCAUAUAACUCUUUAGAGCAGCGGUAGAUAAGGUAAAGAUAGUGAUAAUGAUAGCUAACGUCCGAUUGGGAGACAACACUUAAAGAAGAAGAAAAGAUUAUAUUGAAAGUAAAGCUAAGAAUAUUGUUGUCAAAGAAUUGAGUGCAGAAAGGCAAAUUGUUAUUGCAAAAGGUUGGGUUAGGUGUGGUUAUGUAAAAGUAAUAGUGAUAACGGUUUUUGACGAUUAAAUGUAACAUCAAAGUUGCUAUUUUAUAUUUAACUACAGAAAAGACCCAAAAAAUGGAAUGAUAUUGAAGAUUAGAGGCAGGAAAUCCAAGUGAGUUAUCGCUAAUGUCACUAUUUUUCGGAUUGUGUAGAAAAACUAUCUUGACUUAGCAUAGAGACUAUAUUAUGUGCAUUAAAUACCGGUGCACUAAAAAUUAAAAGAGCUUUAACAUCAAAUUCAUCGGAUCUUUGCCAGCAAUGCGUUAAAAAUCGCUAAAACAAGUUUAUUUUAGCGAUCGCGUUUUAUUUUUGUGUAUUUACAUGUCGAUUUGUGACCUUUUGCAGUAUCCAUGUUUAUUUGUAGACCUCAGAAUAAUUUUGAGAGAGGUGAAGAGAGGUUAAAUAAAUCAAAAAGAAAAAAUUAAAUCAUACAUUUUUAUUUGUAAAAGCUUUUUAUGCCUUGUUUCCGCAAAUUAAUCAACCAAUUUGAAUAGUUAUAAUAUACUACUAAUCUAAGGUCUUAGCGCAAGAUUCAGUUUGGAUUUUCUUCUACUGCGCUUGAAAAAUGUCUGCCUGAAAGUUACUCAAACCUCGAAUCCACUAAACCAAUCACACAUCGAAGCCUGCUAAUUCCACUAAAAUAGUCCGAUUAAGGUAAAACAAACACAAGCUGUUCAAUGUUACUACCUCAGACAAUAUAGGUCUGGAUCCGGCGUAUGAAAAAAAAAGUUGAUUAAUAGCAAGCUGAAAAUAUUCUUAAUAGCUUAAGGGUGUCUAGUAGGAUAAACUUUGAUAUAUGGGAACACUGUAACAGGGGCAGUUUUAAUUGUGGAACAGGUUAAAAUGGCAAAUGGCAGUCUGAUUUUUGCAUGAGAGUUUAAUCUCUGUUCGGAGAGUUUAAGUCUGUUCUGUCGGACAAAAUACAUGUGCCGUUUUCGUGGUCUGACCGUUCCAAAUUUUUAACCUGUUCCACAAUUAAAACUUCUCCUGUUCCAGUGUUCCCAUAUAUCAAAGUUUGUCCGACUAGACACCCUUAAGCUAUUAACAAAUUUUCAGCUUGCUAUUAAUCAACUUUUUUUUCAUACGCGGGAUCCAGACCUAAUAGUGCUAAUCAAACAAUCACUAUUCAUCCUGACGUAGUAACAAUUGAAAAUAGUCAUCCCAUAUACAGGGUGGCGUAUAAAUAAUUGGAUUUAUUCCACCUGCAAAUUUUGAUGAACUUUUUGUGUAAUAAUUGUGCUCAAAUAUUAAUAAAUGCUAUAGUAAAGGGGGUUGUAAAUUAUAAAAAUAAUUCAGUAAUAUAUUAGUCAUUUUUUUACAUAAAAAUACAAAACAAAAUAAAAAAAAAUAAAAAAUAUCUUCCACUUAACAUGUUUUACAUGGUUAUUAUCCAUUUCAGCAUGUUUUAGUUGUUUGAGUAAUGGUUUUCUUACAAAAAUGUAUUCCUUUAUUACUCAAAUGUCGUGUUAUAUUGUAGUAUAUCUUUGUCACUCUGUAUUUGAAUAUAUUUAAUUAGUAUCACAUUUUUUCUACUGAAAUAAGAAAUAACCCGAAAAAACAGUUUUCACAAUUAGUUCAGAAAAAGAAGGUUUGUGGACAGUGACUAAUCCAGGUAUCUUAUUUUAUUAUAGGCCUAUAUAAACAAACUACAUGUUUUCUGCAGAGGUUUCAGCGUCAUUAUUUAUUAUUAACCCUUAAACGCCCAAGGGUGGGUAAAAAAUGUCCACCUAAUGAGUAUUCCCUUGUAACAUAUCUAUUACGUGUUUAAAUUUUUUUUAAAAAUUGUUUAUUGUUAAAAAGACAGUCAUUUAUCGAAUUUUAAUUUGGUUCUACCGAUAUUUUUGAAAAUAAAAGUAAUAUUUUGAGUUAAAUAUGGGUGGGUACAAAAAGUACACAUUUGGUAAAACUUGUUACUAAAGGUUUCUAUAUAAUUUCUCGUUGGUAGGAACAUAAUCCAUACAAUUAUCGACGUACAAUUACAUAAUCGACAUAACUAUCCGCCAAUGAGGAGGCUGAAAGGAAGAAUGUGGAGAAAAUCGACAAAUCUGAAUUACUGGCUUUUACUGGUAUGUUAAUUUUGAUGUACAUGGUAAUUUGAUUGUAAGGUUCGUAAAUUGUUUAUAUUAAUAUUUUUGAAGAUGCUGUGUUUAUUAAGUAUAAGAUUCUUAAGUUUAAUCCAUUUCCAACAACUCUCAAUAAAUAUAUUAGCUAUUUUCUAGGUGGACAUUUUUUACCCACCCUUGGGCAUACAUGGAACCUAAAAAGGUUGGGCGUUUAAGGGUUAAGGGGCUAUCCUUGUGUGAAAGUACGAAAUUCACAUAUUUUUUUGGGAAGUUCUAUAAAAAAAGUGCUGUACCAGUUGUUUUGAAAAUUUGCAUGAGCAUUUAUUAUAAAAAGAAGUACAUGUAAAAAAAAUCAUUAAAAAAUAUUAAAAAUUAAACGAUUUAUGCGCCAUCUGCGCAUAUAAACAUAGCAUGAAAAUAAACAUAGCUCCACUGCUGCAGUAAUUCGGACUAAUAGAGAUCCUGAAAUAUAAAAUUUCAAAGUGAUUAUUGAAAUAUAAGAUAUUUUCUAUACCGUCAACUAGGGGUUUUUUGAUUGGAUAAAAAAUGCCAAUUUGGUGGUUUUUGAAACUGAGAAUUUUUUAGCUAAUUUAAAAAAAAUUUCAACACUUCAUCAUUUUUUCAAAUUUUAAUAUUUUUCAAAAAUCCUAGUUGAUGGUAUAGAAAAUAACUUAUAUUUCAAUAAUCACUUUGAAAUUUUAUAUUUCAGGAUCUCUAUUAGUCCCAAUCACUGCAGUAGUGGAGAUAUGUUUUUUCACGGUGCCAGCAGAUGGCGCAUAAAUCGUUUAAUUUUCAAUAUUUUUUUAUGAAAUUUUUUUUACAUGUACUUCUUUUUACAAUAAAUGCUCAUGCAAAUUUUCAAAACAACUGGUACAGUUCUUUUUAUUUGAGAAAUUCCCCAAAAAUAUAUGAAUUUAGUACUUUUACACUAGGAUAGUCCCUUAACAAUUUAGUGUCAAAAAUGACAUUUUUUCGAUUUUUUGCUUACCCUCAAAAAGCAGAAUAAAUAUCUAAUAACAAAUAACUAGGUUGAUUUUUCACAAUAUUUAUAAACAAUUAAUUAUUUUGCCUUAUUUUGCAGUUUUCGAAGCAAUAAAUAAAUUUUGCAACUUUUAGCAAUCGCCAUUUUAAAGUUGUUUUUGUUUUAAAAAUAAAUUUUUGUAAUUCUCUAUGUUACAAUGACGACCUCUCGUGGAUUUAGAAGAACUAGCUUCGAGAGGGUUUUUAAUGUCAAAUGCUGAGCGCACAUGUAUUUGAAACAAGUAGUUAAUAUUCAGUAUUUAUUUUUACAUGUUUUCUUACAAAUUUUAUAUACAACAUCGAUUCUAACUUUUAUUGAAACGUGAAGAUUCCAUGUUAAUAAUUUUAUAUUACCAAUAAUUAUUUUAAAACAUGUAAAAAUAAAUAAUGCAUAGUACCUACUUGAUUCAAAUGCAUGUGCGCUCAGCGUUUGACAUUGAACAGCCCCUCGAAGCUAGUUCAGCCGAAAUGCACGAGAGGUCGCCAUUGUGACUUAACAUUGCGUUAACGCAUAACUCAAAUAUUAAGCUUUUUAAUGGUAGUCAUGACAUUUUUUACAUGAAAUUUUUAAUAAUUACAAAAGGACGCCGAUAUCUCGUCAAAAUACGUAUAGGUUUUUUUCAUAUAGGCCGAUAUCUAAAAAAAUACCUGGAUUUGUCACAGUUCCGAGGAGGGUCUUGUUUUGCUUAUUUACCUGUACUAAGUAGAUCGUAAGUGUCAGUUUCUUUGACCACCUAGUUGCCUAGAUUUGAAUCCAUCAGAUUAUUAUGUUAGCAGUUUGGUAUUUACUACAAAACAAUAGAUAUUCGCUCAAGAAGUUUUUAAAGCAUUCAGAAAUUAAAAACCAUUCCUCUAGUGACUAAAACGGUAUAGUGAACUAGACGAUAACCAUGUUGACGACAUAUUCAGCAAUUAUUAAUAUGUUAUCCCGGUUAUUACUCGAAAUGUUGAUAUUUUUUGUAGGAAAUAAUCCCUCUUCUUUAUGACCCACCCUGUAUGAACCAACUAGUCUUAGAAAAUGUACCCGGAUUUUUUAUUUGUUAAUUUAUUGAAUGCUGCCAGUGUUGUAUAUAUUUGUAUUUAUUUAUAUUGUACAUUUUUAUUUUAUUCGGCAUUUUUUUAGUUCUUACUACCUUGUAACUUCAUUUUGGAGACUGUUUAAACACGCAUUGUGAAAAAUUUCGUUCAAACUAUUUCCCUAAAAGUAUUGAAGCAAUAAAACAUUCGUAAAUA